Guyanagaster necrorhizus is the source of this 1838-nucleotide messenger RNA. RefSeq lists its product as uncharacterized. Lineage: Eukaryota; Fungi; Basidiomycota; Agaricomycetes; Agaricales; Physalacriaceae. The coding region runs from base 53 to 1675 and encodes 540 amino acids. Gene Ontology annotation, molecular function: oxidoreductase activity. The transcript has 4 exons. The record is from RefSeq and is a predicted model, not a curated record.
UAUUACCGCGAUGGGUCGACAUCGACAUCGACUUACUUUACACUGACGUUGCAUGCAAACGAUGCCGAGGACGGUAAAAGUCGCAAUAAUAGGCAGUGGCUUGGCUGGUCUUACCGCUGCCUACCUUUUAACCAAGCCCUCCGAGGACGAAGAUCCAGGCUUCGAUGUUCACUUGUUUGAAAAGACGUCGACCUUUGGGAUGGACAGUUUCUCCAUAUCCUUACCUCUACCGGGCCAGGACCAAGACUGGAGAGUAGAUGUUCCGAUGCGCUCUUUUCAAGGAGGAUACUACAGACAACUAAUAACACUCUACAAACACCUUGGGGUCAAGUUCGCACCACGGGAUUUUUCCUACUCUUUCUCGCUCCUUUCCACGUCAGAAAAGGGCCGACAUAUAACAGCAGAAAUCAUAUACAACGGCUCCUCAGGACUUGGCGGUGUGAGCAUGCCCUCGACUCUGGACAACAGCAAGGCGGACCUGGGGUUAACACUGCGGGCGGCCUCGAAAGCUUGGACAACCGGGUUGUUUGUCCUUUGGUCUAUCCAUGUCCUUUUCUGCUAUCUGAGACUGCUGUGGCUCUCGAUUCCUGUGGUGCGAUCAGCGGGAAUCGAAACCAUGACUUACAAAGCCUGGGUCAAGCAGACACAUCCUACUGGUCUCCUCGCUAGAUGGACAGGAUUCGACGAUGUUUGGACGGAAUUCACUCAUGCCAUUAUGGUGCCAUUGUUCUCUGCUGUAUGUACCGCACCGGAGCAGGAGAUUCUUGACCAUCCCGUCGAGGAAUUUCUAGAUUAUAUCUGGCUUACCCUGGGAACACAUCAUUAUGUAGUGGUCGAUGGUGUCCGGGAUGUCGUCGGGAGACUCGUCUCCACCGUCCGAAAUGUCCAUCUAUCACACCUGAUUUCCUCCAUCCAAGCCGACCCGGAUGACCCGGAUCUGGUAUCCGUGCAUUGCACCAACGCUGACGGUCUCAAGACAUACUCCGGCUUUCAUCAUAUCAUUUUUGCCACCCAAGCAAACCGCGCAGUCCCACUUUUGUCGUCCUACGCGUCUUCACUACCGCAUGAAAAGCGUAUCCGGCGGGAAGCAGCCGAAGAGCAGAUGCGCUGCUUGGAGAAAUUCACAUACCGCUCUACCCUUGUUAUCAAUCACACGGACGAAACCCUUCUCCCGGACGAUACACGAGAUCACCGGGACUUGAAUCUAAUUUAUACCCGUGCAGGCGCUUUAAUAACCACGAAAACAGUAUCACCGCAAUGUCUACCAUCCUCAUACACCAUGGCGACUCACAUCCUCCCCCGACCACAAGGAUUUCCCGCUCAUCUACCCUCGGUUUUCCAAACCACAGAUCCAAUCGUCGAACCUAGAGAGGGACGGAUAUUGAGUGUGGCGAAAUUGGAACGAGCCGUUUUAACGCUAGAGUCGAAACAAGCUUUGAAGGAAUUUUACUGUGCGAAGGAUAGAAAAUGGUGGCCGGGACCCUGCGAAGAGGCUCUGGGAAGGUUGCAGGGUGCAGGGAGACUCCGAGAUAGCGGUCCAGGCAUAUGGAUAUGCGGCUCGUUUGCGUAUCCUGGGAUUCCGCUGCUGGAGGGAUGCGUUGUUAGUGCCAGGCUUGUUGUGGAGCGGGGAUUAUACAAGUCUGAAGGCGUACGGCCGAAGCAUCCGCCUUGGUGACAUAGGUUAAACAUGGUUGUAGAAUUUUACUAGUGGUGUACUACCGCUUUAUACCUUAUCGUCAUGUAAUUAGGAACGUCAAUUGCUGCGAGCAGACAUCUCGAGAGGCCGGUAGUUAUGCGCAUACAUGAUUCGGAACCCUAGAACAGGCGCACCGGUGCGG